UCAGCGAAAAAGUGGAUUUGGAAAAAAAGAGUUUUGGAUGUGUUAAUGCAAUGCAUUUAGUGAAUAAAGGCACAAACGAGAUGGGGAACAAUGUGAUAGCGUGAAUGGAGUGCCUCAUGCCUCCUGCUCAGUUGCCAGUGCUGAUUUGGCGAAUGUUUAACAGAGCGUAUUGAUUUUUACGGCUGCGGGGACUGCUACGCAUUUUGUUGUUUAUUGUUUUCCACAGCAGGUCACAACAAAAACUGCGUCGCAGGACGGUGAAGCAUGAAAGUGGGGUUUUAGCUGGAUUAAAGAACGAGAAGCCAGCCAGCGAAGCGACAUGGGUGGUUCCGUGAGCCAAGUGUUCCGUUCUGGGUCGGCACUGCUUUCACAUCGCGAUGGCCACAAAGUGUCGAAGGCAACGGAGGAGAAGAUCCAGACGCUGUUCGAAAUACUGCGUGCCAAUCCCAAAAUCUCGCUGCAAACACUCGAAAGCCUUCUGAUUCAGAUACCGAAGAACGAGAAUAUCCUGGUCAUAUACGAUGAUUGCGGAUACAACAUCCUGCAGCGCAGCGUCGGCCUAAAUCACAUUGAUCUCACCAAGUGGCUCUUGCACCGCCACCGGCCCGAUGUGAACCGUUCCCCCUGCUCCCUGCCGCUGCACAUAGCUACCCUCCGAGGCUACGAAGAAUGCGUGGAACUUCUCCUGCGCCACGGUGCGCGUAUCGACGUGGAUACCCGGAUGUGCUUCCCCGGCGCCCAUACGCACAACUGCGAGGAAAGCGGCAAGUGGCACAACAAUGUAGACGACGUCAGCGAGCGAUUGAACAACAAGCUUCAAAAUGCUCUGUGCUAUGCGAUCGAUGGCGACCAGUACAAUGUUCUGAGCCUGCUCACACAGAAGAUGGAAGAGCCUUGGAUACCGUUUCGAGCUAAAAAGCCGCUCUUGCACUUGGCCUGCGAGCGCGGUGCAUGGAAUUGUGUCCAGCAGCUGGUCCUGACGCGAUCGGAAGAGAUAAAUCUUAUCAUGGAUGAGUACUAUCCGAUACACCAUGCCGUGCUGCAUGAUGGCCGCUUUCUCGAGCUACUUAUACAGCAGGGAGCCGUGACCACAGUACGUACCUGUACCCAGCAGAUGACCUUGCUCCAUGUCGUUAUAUUUGCUGCACGUAAACCGGCCGAGGACACGCUGGCCACUCUUCGCAUCCUACUGGAACGCGGCUGCAAGGAGCUGAUCAAUGCCCCCGACUCGCUGGGGAACACGCCACUGCAUGCACUCAUCGUGCGCUAUGCUUUGGAGGAAGCUCGUUACGGCUACGACAAAUGGAGCAAGUGGGACGUUUUGUAUUUGGUGCGGUUCCUGCUGCAGAACGGAGCUAAGCAGUCCAUCAAUCAGGCGGGCAACAGUGCCAUGGCCUGUGUAUUUCGCCACCUGCGCGACUGGGAGGUCUGCUACGAGCUACUCAAUAUGCUCAUCAAGGAGGAUGGUGAUCCCAACAUUGUGGGCAGGGAUGGGUCUGUGCCCAUAAUGGUACUGUUAGUGCCGCUAAUCAACAAGGACCAUCUUCAUCAUUUUACGCAUUCAAUGAAGGUCUGCUAUCUGAACUGCAUACGCAUUUUGCUGCAGCAUGGCGCGAAUCCGAACUGUUCGUAUCGCGCCAAUCUUAAGCCGCUGCACGUUCUCGUGUUCACGGUUAGCGAGAACUUUACCCUCAAUUGUGAUGCACAGAAGCGCACAAACUUUGAUUUUAUCAAGAACAUUCUGCUGCUGCUGCUGCAGCAUGGCCUGGACUGCAACAAGACAUAUCAGCACAUUCUGCAGGCUGUCAUGGAUAUGGUGCAGAAUGUGCGCACUUGCCACGACAUGGAGUGCAUAUACGAGCUGACGCUGACGCUCAUUCAGUACGGGGCCGAUCCGAAUAUUGUGCUGAGCAGCAAGACUACGCCGGGCAUAGCGAUCUUCUCGAGCGAAAUUGCCAGCUACGGCGAGGCUCUGGGCGGCGGUGGGGCCGCCGCUGCUUUGGGGGGCGAUAACACGUUCCGCAACUCUUUCCGCACAAACUCUCGAUAUCUGCUUUUUUACUAUAUUAUACUGAUAACGAAGAAGGAAUUUAUACUCAACGAUCCGCAUUUGACGUUUACGCGUAUCAUCCAUCUCUUUUACCUGACCAUGGAGCACGAGCCGCUCUACAAUUGCCUCAAGUCGCUGCACAACUUCUACGUUGCCCAAGUUCCCAGCAAGAAGACCGAACAACUGAUUGCCCUGAUAUCCUCGCUCUACCGCAAGCCGCGCAGCCUCAAGCAACUGGCUCGCUGGGCUAUAUACGAGGCGCUGAACCGCAAACUGGCCCCAAAUGUCAAUCGCUUGAACCUGCCCAGCCCGCUCAAGGACUAUGUGCUGCAGUUCGAGAGAUAACAAGUGGGCGUCGUCGAUGUUAACCCUUAACGACCAAUGAAACCCAACCACAAAAAACUAAAAUCAAUCAUUACUGCAAUUGUUAUGUUGCCCCUAAGCUGUAUACUGAUUAAUAUGCAUAUUUACCGCAUACUAAUACACCUACGACGAGGUAUCGUAUGUGGGUAACCAAUAAUUACAAAUUAUACAUACAUACUCGUGUGUAUUUGAUAUAUGAAAACGCUUAAACGUAUGUACCUAGAGAACUACAACAACACAACUAAAAUAUUGGCAAAAUCAAAUGUGUGCAAUUUCUUUGAUACGAAUCUAUUAUUGGAAAGGAAAAGAAAGCUCAUCUACUCGUAUGUUUUGUAUUUAUAUUGUAUACGUAUUCAGAUUGUAUAGCUAUUGUAUAAUGUAUUGCGCUUUAUUGUAAACUGUAAGCACGUCCCGAAUUCGGUGCCCAGCUGCCGACAGGUGACGUCUAUUCCUAUCUGCACCGAUCCUAUCCCCUGAUACUAUCUCAUGCCGUAACCGUAUAUCGGAAUCGGAGAUCAGCAUUAACUUGAGGCUUUUGAACUGAUGAAUAUUGGGUGUUUUAGAAUAUUGUAUUGUAUUUGCAAUUGACGAGAUGUUAUAUAAUAAAUAUUGUCAUUAUUGUUGCUAAAAAGUUGUUAAUCUCUGUAUCUGCAAUGUAAUUUCAAUCGAAUGAAUAACGAUCAAUCAAUAAAUAAAGAAAUUUUUCGCCAUCGUAA
Messenger RNA from Drosophila persimilis, 3129 nucleotides. RefSeq names its product ankyrin-1. Gene Ontology annotation, molecular function: protein binding. The coding region runs from base 320 to 2395 and encodes 691 amino acids. The record is from RefSeq and is a predicted model, not a curated record. Lineage: Eukaryota; Metazoa; Arthropoda; Insecta; Diptera; Drosophilidae. Gene Ontology annotation, biological process: intracellular signal transduction. The transcript has 4 exons.